AUGAGUGCCGCAACUUCUGUCUUUAACCAGCCCAAGCCAGUGGUGUCGCUGGAUCCGACACUACUUGAGGCAAUCAACUCAGGUAUUCGGCCCUACCCAAUACCUAGUGGUCGUGUAUAUGGUUAUGGUACUGCAGGGUUUCGCAUGAAAGCCAAUCUAGGAUUGGAUCAUGUGGUUUAUACUGUUGGUUUGUUGGCCGCGAUCCGGUCAAAGAAGAGGAACGCCACGAUUGGUAUCAUGAUCACAGCGAGUCACAAUCCGGCUGAAGACAAUGGAGUGAAGCUGGUUGACCCUAUGGGUGAUAUGCUUGAGCAGUCUUGGGAAGGUUAUGCAACCGUUCUGGCGAAUACUGCGAACGAAGAUAUGGGCAAGGCCUACGAGACUCUAGUGAAUGAGACACUAGUUGACGAGAUCCGUCAGCUUCAGGAUCGACCAGCAAACAUUGUCAUUGGGCGAGAUACUCGUGCUUCUGGUCCAACUCUUGUCAAGGCGCUCAAAGCCGCGUUGGACGCUGUCGGUGCUAAGUACACUGACUAUGGCUACCUUACCACACCUCAACUACACUACAUGGUGCGCUGCAUCAAUACCCAGAAUACGCCAUAUGCCUUUGGAGAAGCUACCGAGGAAGGGUACUACAAGAAGAUGGCUACUGCUUUCAAGACAAUCAUGCAUGGAAGAUCGAUCAAGGGUCAUGUAGUAAUUGACUGCGCGAAUGGAGUUGGUGGUCCCAAACUGCAAGAGCUGCUCAAAUAUUUGCCAACCUCUAAAGAGGGCGGUAUUGACAUUAAGGUGCUGAACGACGACGUCUUGAGACCCGAAGUCCUUAAUCUCGACUGUGGUGCCGACUUCGUGAAGACCAGACAGAAGGCUCCUCCUGGCUCGAAAGCCACUCCUAACGAGCGGUGCUGCUCUCUUGACGGGGAUGCGGACCGAGUCGUAUACUAUUUCACAGACUCCAACGGUGUCUUCCAUCUUCUAGAUGGCGAUCGCAUAGCAACACUCGGAGCAGUCUUCUUGGCCGAAAUGGCAGAAAAGGCCGGUUUAAGCGACAAGCUAAAGAUCGGUCUUGUUCAAACUGCUUACGCCAACGGCGCAUCCACAGAAUACGUAGAAAAAGUACUGAAACUCCCCGUCGUCGUCACUCCCACCGGAGUCAAGCAUCUCCACCACGCCGCAGCCCGAUUCGACAUCGGCGUCUACUUCGAAGCCAACGGCCACGGCACCAUCCUCUUCUCAGUCAACGCCACCAAGAUCAUCCGCGAAACACAACCCAAAAACCCCGGCCAAAAACACGCUCUCGACUCCCUCAGCGCCUCAAUCGACCUCAUCAACCAGACCGUCGGCGAUGCCAUCUCAGACAUCCUCUUCGCCGAAGUCGUCCUCGCACACAAAGGCUGGACACCCGAGAACUGGCUGAACACCUACAUCGACCUUCCUAACCGCCUCGUUCGUGUCGAAGUUCACGAUCGAGGCCUAUUCAAGACGGAAGAUGCGGAAAGGAAAUUGGUUUCACCGAAGGGUGCUCAGGAAGAGAUUAAUAGACUCGUGUCGAACUAUACUAAAGGAAGAUCGUUUGCUCGGGCUUCGGGGACGGAGGAUGCGGUUAGAGUUUAUGCGGAGGCGUACUCGAAACAUGAGGCUGAGGCGCUCGCUAAGCAUGUUGCGGAUGUGGUGAAGAAGUAUGGUGCUGCUCCAGAUCCUCGUGGUCAAUCGUAA
Lithohypha guttulata is the source of this 1716-nucleotide messenger RNA. It is a transcript of the gene PCM1, whose product is annotated as Phosphoacetylglucosamine Mutase. Gene Ontology annotation, biological process: carbohydrate metabolic process; UDP-N-acetylglucosamine biosynthetic process. The transcript has 5 exons. Gene Ontology annotation, molecular function: phosphoacetylglucosamine mutase activity; magnesium ion binding. NCBI's taxonomy places the organism in Eukaryota, Fungi, Ascomycota, Eurotiomycetes, Chaetothyriales, Trichomeriaceae. The coding region runs from base 1 to 1716 and encodes 571 amino acids. The record is from RefSeq and is a predicted model, not a curated record.